Messenger RNA from Anthonomus grandis grandis, 2254 nucleotides. Its product is annotated as sorting nexin-2-like. NCBI's taxonomy places the organism in Eukaryota, Metazoa, Arthropoda, Insecta, Coleoptera, Curculionidae. Gene Ontology annotation, molecular function: phosphatidylinositol binding. Gene Ontology annotation, cellular component: endosome membrane; endosome. The record is from RefSeq and is a predicted model, not a curated record. Gene Ontology annotation, biological process: early endosome to Golgi transport. The transcript is spliced from 9 exons. The coding region runs from base 145 to 1551 and encodes 468 amino acids.
GUCAACUGUCAAUCUUUUUGAUGACUCGUCCUGUCAUCUGUCAAAUUUGUUGUUAAUUUUGAAAUCUGCGAAAUUGAUUAGUUUCCGAAAAAAGAAAUACUUUGUAAGGAAUUUGCGGCGGAUUGUGGGAGGAUUUCGUUGAAAAUGGCUGAUGGUAGAGUAGAUCCACCCCCUCUUUUGGAAAACGUACCGAUCGACGAAGAUCUCUUUAUUUCAGCCAGACAGGAUCCUAUCGAGGAAAGCGUAACCAAAAUAACCAAUGGGACCAACGAACCAAUGGAUAUCUCCAAACUAAAGCUCUCAGAGCCUAAUCGGGAAAUGGAAAAUGUGCCCAUUAAUACAAAUCCCGUUAUAUUAGAUGCAGUAGAGAAGGCUGAAUUAAAUGGCGGUGAUAAAUUCCUGGAGAUAAGCAUAGGAGAAUCCCAGAAAGUGGGAGAAGGGAUGGGGGCCUAUGUGGCCUACAGGAUCUCCACCAGGACCAACAUGCCCAUCUUUAAAAGGCAAGAAUUCUCAGUCACUAGAAGAUUCAGUGACUUUUUGGGGCUGCACGAUAAACUCAUCGAAAAGUACCUUAAGGUCGGUAGGAUUAUACCGCCUGCACCAGAAAAAAGUGUUAUAGGUAUGACCAAAAUAAAAAUGGGCAGUAGUACCGAAACGGCCCAAAAUAACGGCAGCGAGUUCGUCGAACGAAGAAGGGCGGCCCUGGAACGGUACCUGAAACGUACCGCCCAGCAUCCCGCGUUGAUCGUCGAUCCGGAUUUUCGGGAUUUUCUCGAAGACGACGUCGAAUUACCGAAGGCCACAAGUACCUCGGCCCUAAGUAGCGCCGGCGUGAUGCGACUGUUCAACAAAGUGGGCGAAACCGUCAACAAAAUCACUUACAAAAUGGACGAGACCGAUCCGUGGUUCGAAGAGAAACUGGCCCACAUCGACGGCCUGGAAACCCAACUGAGAAAACUCCACGGUAACGUGGAAGCGAUGGUGACUUAUAGACGCGAACUCGCCAAUCUCACCAACGGGGUUUCGUCUUCGGCCGCGAUGCUCAGCUGUUGCGAGGAUCAUUCCACUUUAUCGCGUGCAUUAACCAAACUGGCCGAGACUGAGGAGAAAGUCGAAUCGUUAUUGUUGGAGCAGGCCAACACCGAUUUUUUCAUCUUGUGCGAACUGCUGAAGGAUUACAUCGGACUUUUGGGGGCGGUCAGGGACGCGUUCCACGAGCGCACCAAGUUGUUUCAGCACUGGCAACAUUCGCAGCAAAUGUUGGCCAAGAAGCGGGAGAUGAAGGCCAAGUACGGGCUGCAGAAUCGGACUGAUAAGAUGGACCAAGCGAAUGCCGAGGUUGUCGAGUGGGAAGCCAAAGUGGACCGGGGCCAAGAGAGUUUCGACAAAAUAUCCCAAAUGAUCAAGAGCGAAAUGGAACGAUUCGAAAAGUGCAGGAUACAAGACUUUAAGGUUAUGUUCAUCAAAUAUUUGGAGAAUCAUUUGGAGCAUCAAGCGCAGUUGGUAAAAUAUUGGGAGUCGUUUCUACCGGAAGCCAAAGCGAUUGCCUGACUAGAGGAUCUGUGUAAAGAUUAGCAUCUACAUUCCUAUUGGCGCUUUCCCGAACUUUAACAACAACAAGCAUUUAUUUUUUCGCGGAUUUGUCACUGUAAAAACGAAAGCACGCUUUUUAUUUGAUGGUCCAUUUGCGUUUUUGUUCAAUUUUGCAUGCUUAUCCGGGUUAUGCAUAACGCUUUUAAUGUGAAUGAAAAAACAACUAUUUGGACCGUUUUUAUUGUUUCUCUGAAAAUGGCACACUAGUUCGUGCCGAAACCUCGGUUUUAUGUAGCAAAUAAAGUGCCAAGUCUCUUUUUUGCCUCGUUUCUUGUGCAAAAUAUCAUAUAUUACGCUUUUAAUCGCAAAGCUGUAUAAAAGCUAUAAGUGUUACUAAGUAAUGUAAAAAAAGAAGCUUUCUAUUGUGUAUUUCCAAUUUGCCAAAGUGAGUUUAAUCGUUGUAAGUAUUGUGUGAAAGUAAGUUAGACGGUCUGUAGAUUUAUUAAUUGCCCCCUUUUUUUGGUAUUCAUCGUGUAGUAUGGACCGUUAGAGAAGUGCAAACGGUAGUAAUUAUUUAUAACUUUUUUUUAACUACCCAAGGUAGUCAAUAUCCGAAAGCUUUAGAUAAGGUUCAUUAUAUUCAAAAAACAAAUAUCUUAUUGUCUGUUUAUUUUAUAUUCUUUAUUUUCCAUUUAAAAUAUAUAUUAUUGUAUUGUUGUUU